CAUCCUACAUGACCAACUCCCCGACGCUGAUCGUGAUGAUCGGCCUGCCUGCCCGCGGCAAGACCUACGUCUCCAAGAAGCUCACCCGCUACCUCAACUGGAUCGGGGUGCCCACCAAAGUGUUUAAUUUAGGAGUGUAUCGCCGGGAAGCGGUGAAGUCUUACAAGUCCUACGACUUCUUCAGGCACGAUAACAAAGAAGCCAUGGAAAUCCGCAAACGAUGUGCCUUAGUGGCCCUAGAAGACGUGAAGACUUAUCUCCUGGAGGAGUGUGGGCAAAUAGCUGUGUUUGACGCGACCAACACAACUCGAGAAAGGAGGGACCUGAUUUUAAAUUUUGCCAAGGAAAACGCUUUCAAGGUGUUUUUUGUGGAGUCUGUCUGUGACGAUCCAGAAGUCAUCGCUGCCAACAUCCUGGAGGUGAAAGUUUCCAGCCCCGACUACCCGGAGAGGAACCGGGAGAACGUGAUGGAUGAUUUCCUGAAGAGGAUCGAGUGCUACAAGGUCACCUACCAGCCUCUUGAUCCCGACGCGUACGACAAAGAUCUUUCCUUCAUUAAAGUGAUCAAUGUGGGCCAGCGGUUCCUAGUAAACAGAGUCCAGGAUUACAUCCAGAGUAAAAUCGUCUAUUACCUAAUGAACAUUCAUGUCCAGCCGCGCACCAUCUACCUUUGCCGACAUGGUGAGAGUGAAUAUAAUCUUGUUGGCAAGAUUGGUGGGGAUUCUGGUCUGUCGCCACGUGGGAAGCAGUUCUCUCAGGCGCUGAAGAAGUUCAUCGAGGAGCAGGAAAUCGUGGAUCUGAAGGUGUGGACCAGCCAGCUGAAGAGGACCAUCCAGACGGCCGAGUCCCUGGGGGUCACGUACGAGCAGUGGAAGAUUCUCAACGAGAUCGAUGCUGGGGUUUGUGAAGAAAUGACCUACGCGGAAAUUGAAGCCAAGUAUCCAGAGGAAUUUGCCUUGAGGGAUCAGGAGAAAUACCUUUAUCGCUAUCCUGGAGGAGAGUCCUACCAGGACUUGGUCCAGCGCCUGGAGCCGGUAAUUAUGGAGCUGGAACGGCAAGGCAACGUCCUCGUUAUCUCCCACCAGGCGGUUAUGAGGUGCCUGUUGGCUUAUUUUCUUGACAAGAGUGCAGAUGAGCUGCCCUACCUGCGCUGCCCCCUCCACACCAUCCUCAAGCUCACGCCUGUGGCAUACGGUUGUAAGGUGGAGACGAUCACCCUGAAUGUGGAAGCAGUGAACACCCACCGUGACAAACCCUCCCUGAACUCAAGCAUGGCCGGGCUAAGAGUGUAGCAGAGCUCUGCACUCUCAGCUGGGACUCGGCAGGGAUUCCUGUGGCCGGGAAGAGCCCUACGGAUGGGACUGGAGCAUCCCCGGAGCACAGUGAGCCCCCCGCUUCGGCCAGUACUCUCCUCUGAAAUUGAGGUUUUUAUAGAGCCUGUCUGUCUCUUUUCUUUCUGAAUUUGUCUGUCGAUGGAGAUUUACUGCGGAGAUUUUUUCAACCUGCUUUUACUACAUGUUUGCUAGUGUACCCCAGGGCUUUCUGGGCUGUUAAAUAGCAUCCUGCAUCUUUCCUCUGGGUUACGUGGCAAAAUUAACCGCGGUUUGUGAGGACAAAGGGAUCACAUCCUUACUCCCUGAAGCAGCUUUUCUUCGGAGGCCGCGUUAUCAGACCAAAUCCCCAAGUCUUUAUUUAACUGUUACCCUUUCCAAGUUCAAACGCCAUCAUUGUUGCUAGUUGUCUCUUUAAUGUACCAAAUUUUAGGCCCCUGAGGUUUUUAAACUUGCCUAUAACUAAGCUGUGCCAUUACUGGUGGGUGACGCUGCCUUUAGUAGAGGUGAAGCUGCUUUAGUGAGACUCCCUUGUGGUACAGCUCAUGCCACAGCUGUGUCUGUCUUAAAUCCCCACCAAACCCCCGAAUUUACGGUUUUCUCCCCCAAAUCUUGACUUGUGUUUUGCCAAACUCCGUUUUGCCACACUCCUCCUGUUCUUGCACUAAGGGCAAAAUCCUCAGGUUGGGUGGAGAAAGGAGCAUUUAGGUAUGAAGCAGGAGGCUCUUCGGGACCUGCUGCUUCCAGUGACUCCAGGUUUUAUACGAGCACCUUCUGGGUCCCAGGUUGCUGAUUUUAAAUGUAUAAAUAAAUGUUGGCUGUACCCACAGAAGGGAUCUGUGUUUGAAAACCGUCCACCCUCUGGCCCUGCCUGCGGAGGAGCUCAGCAGCCUGGAAGCCUGAGGUUUACCGGGGGAUUUUUGGGCUCAAACCCAGUUGUUUUAAAUGCUCCCAGAGCUUUAAUUUGAUAAAGGCUUGAGAUAGAGGGGGCCACAGCGAGGGCACAGGCACUAAUCCUGGAGGCACUGAUUUCAGAGGAGCAGAAGCGUGUGUUGAUCUGAAGCAAUUGCAGGGAGGAAAGUCAGUGGGUGAGAAACUGAGUUUUAUUAGUUUUGUCCCUUGGGCUGUUCCCGCCGGGGAGCGGGUUUCCUGCAGCCUUUUCUGCAAGAGCUGUCUGCUCUUUUCUUUUAAAUGUUACAAGUGCUUAGAAAUAAGCCAGGGGAAAAAAAAAAUAUAUUGAAGGAAGAGAUUUAUAGCCUGUUGCACGGUGAGAUUCGCUCUCUGAUAAUGCUCCAAACGCACAAACCCGCUCUGUGUCGAGCCCGGCUGCUCCUACCAAGAGACCUCCAGCUCCACGGGGGAAAAAAGGAGUAGAAAUGUACUGUAGGAUGUUUACGCACAAUAUGCUGGUAAUAGCUUGCUAAGGAGUUAAUUAUAUUUGUAUGGUUGAGUAGUUGGUGGCUGCAAGGAGACAAAAAAUAUCUAUUUUUACCUGCCGGGAUUGAGGAAUGUAGCUGCUGGGAUGCUGGCAGUCAUAACUUUUUAAUCAGUGCUAAAGAUGGGGUCUGCAGUUUUGGAUCGGUGGCUUUCGGUCCCUUAUUCCUGUUGAGUGGGUGUACAUAUAUAUAUUUAUAUAUAUAUACACAUACCCUAUAUAUAGGGUAUGUGUAUAUAUAUGCCCUAUUCCCUUUUCCUCCUGCAUUUCAACUCUCGAAAGGUGUAAAUACAGGUGUCUGGAGCAGAGCAGCAGCAGAUUUGUGAUGAUCAUUGUUGCCCCGUGGGUGAAUUGUCCCUGAUGUGACAGGUCCUAGGGUCCUGCCGAGCCCCAAGCCCAGGGGGUGGCCAGGCUGGGGCAAUGCCAGCGAGCCCACUCGUCCCCCCCAGCCCCAGCCGGGCUGCCGGGUCCCCGUGCCAGGUAUUUCCUUGAAAUCACCUGAUUUCCUUGGCACCGUGCGGGCAAAUACCCCAGGAUAAACAACGGUUGCACAAUUUAUCUGAACUGAGGAUUAGCAGAGGUUUGUGUCCUCCCGGAGCCGACGUCUUGGGCUGGGUGUGCAGAGGUGGUGGGUGUGAAGUGGGCUUGGUGGGCCCCUCCGAGUGAGGGGUUUUUUUUCUGUAUUCCCUGACUUCCCAUCCUUUUCCAUCAGCAGAGGUGGUGGUGGCCGCUGUCAGGGCCACUGUGGGACCUGCACGGCUGGUCCAGGGGCUGGCUGUCCCAUCAGCAUCACGGGUCAGUUUAGAGAAAAAUAAUCACUUAUGCAAAAUCUAUUCAAUCUGUGGUGCCAGCCAUGGGGAAAAGUGGAGAGUGAGGGGAAAAGGCUUAAAUCCAGGCUGGGUAGCUUGAGUUUGUGUACGCUGGCUGUGACGUUGGAGCUGCCACCUCUCUGCCAGGUGUCCCCUUCCUGGCAGUGGGUGAUGGGGGGAUCCCAGCCCGGCCUCGGGGCCGAGGGACAGCCUUGGGGAGGGGGCUUCACUGCCAGGGCUCCCGGGAGCCACUUCCCAGGCAAUAUCCCAAACCCUCAGCCCUGCUCCUCCAAGCCCCACUGCCUCUCCUGCUGCUCCUCUGUCUCCAAACACUGUUUGCAAAAGGGCAGCUUCUCCCUUCAGUGUUUACCGAGAUGGAUGUUAUAUGUCUGCUUUUCAAUUCUGCUGGAUUACUGCUUUCUAAUGUCUUUUUUUUUUAGGUUUUAAGUAAAUGCAGUGUAUGUAAAGUUGUGCUGUAUGUUGCGUACUCUGCUCUUGAGCAUAAAUGUCCCGUGAGCCUUUAUUUACAAUAAAGAGAUUUUUAAG
Messenger RNA from Calidris pugnax (ruff), 4121 nucleotides. It is a transcript of the gene PFKFB2, whose product is annotated as 6-phosphofructo-2-kinase/fructose-2,6-biphosphatase 2. The record is from RefSeq and is a predicted model, not a curated record. Bases 9 to 1292 code for a protein of 427 amino acids. NCBI's taxonomy places the organism in Eukaryota, Metazoa, Chordata, Aves, Charadriiformes, Scolopacidae. Gene Ontology annotation, cellular component: cytosol. The transcript has 13 exons. Gene Ontology annotation, molecular function: fructose-2,6-bisphosphate 2-phosphatase activity; 6-phosphofructo-2-kinase activity; ATP binding. Gene Ontology annotation, biological process: fructose 2,6-bisphosphate metabolic process; fructose metabolic process.